Molecule: messenger RNA, 2592 nt
Organism: Andrographis paniculata
Lineage: Eukaryota; Viridiplantae; Streptophyta; Magnoliopsida; Lamiales; Acanthaceae
Product: putative late blight resistance protein homolog R1B-14
Exons: 1
Coding region: 1-2592 (863 amino acids)
Biological process (GO): defense response to other organism
Molecular function (GO): ADP binding
Source: RefSeq, a predicted model, not a curated record
AUGGCCUACAAUCUCAACUCCCUGAUCAACCUUCUCGAACAAAUCCUUCGCCUUGAAGAUCAUAACCACCAUUUCACCAUUCUUGAUCGAAUUAAGAAACUCGAAAUCGAAUCUCUAUUGGAGAAGACAAGAUCUUUGCAAGAACAUUCUCAAAAUCCUUCACUACCAUUACGUGAAAGUCUCCAAAAAUUCGACAAUCGAAUAAGAGUUGCAGCUCACGACGCCGAAGACAUCAUCGAAUCUCACCUCACAUCGAAGCAUCUUUCGACGAAGGAUAAGACAAUCAUAGUUUCUUCUCUAGAUAAUUUGUCGAAAAUAAUCGAGGAGUUCGAUGUUAUCAAGGAAGAAAUUAUGAAGAUCAUCGAAGGAGUUGAUCGAUCGAAGGGGACAUUUUUUUCGUCGUCGAGGGAGGAUCUUAAUCCGAAGAACAUCGUUGUCGGGAUAAACAACGACUUGUUCGAAUUAAAACAUCGCCUCAUUGCAAUGCAACAUUCUAAAUUCGACCUCGUCUCAAUUUUAGGUAUGGGCGGUAUUGGUAAGACUACUCUGGCACGAACUUUGUACGAUGAUCCCUCGAUCGUUUCCCACUUUGACGUGCGCGCGUGGAUCGCAAUAUCUCAAACCUACGACGUGCGAGGAAUUUUGAUCGGUCUUAUGAAGUGUGUUGUAGGGAAAGAAGUUGUCGUCGAGGAAAAAGAUCGACUAUCUUUGCAUUUGUACAAAACGUUAUGGGGUCGAAGAUACCUAAUUGUGCUAGACGAUAUGUGGAGUUGCGAAGCUUGGGACGACAUAAGAACAUCCUUUCCUAUCGAAGAAAAUGGAAGCCGGAUUUUGGUGACCACGAGAGAGCAAAGCGUCGCGAACUAUUUAGGUUUGAAAACUUCGCAUCACCAAAUGAAAUUCUUGAAUGAAGUCGAAAGUUGGGAUCUUCUUCGCCGCAAGGUUUUUGGCGAAGAAGAAAUUUGCGUGCCGAAUUUGAAUGAGAUCGGAUACAAAAUCGCGAGGAAUUGUGGAGGACUUCCUCUUGCAAUUCAUGUAGUCGGAGGGAUUUUAUCACAGUUGGAGCGAGUCGAAGAAUCGUGGACACAAAUAGCAAACGAUGUGAGCGCCGCGGUGAUAAAUAGCAACGAUCAUAUCUCGAGGAUCCUAUCUUUGAGCUACGAUCAUUUGCCGAGCCAUUUGAAGCCAUGUUUCCUCUACAUGGCAACAUUCCCCGAAGAUCGCGAGGUUCGCGCUUUCAAACUCAUUACGCUAUGGGUAGCCGAAGGAUUUCUGAAGCCAAUCGCGGGUAAAACCUUGGAGGACGCCGCGAAAGUGUACCUAAAAUCGCUUGUCGACAGAAAUCUCGUGAUGGUUUUCCAACAAGAACUAAAGGGGAAGGCAAAAAGCUACAUAAUGCAUGACUUGUUGAGGGAUUUGUGCAUCAGAAAAUCUUACGACGAAAAUUUCAUCGGUGUCAUGACUGGUUCAUCGAGCGAAUCAUACAACGAAGGUAAUGAUCCAAUUCGCCGUCUGCGAGUGAGUUCUUCAGACAACAUCAAGUUCAUAACAAAAUCUCCGGCCUUAGCCAAAGUAGCCCGUUCGAUCUUUCUUUCGAUCCUACCAAGGACUCCUUACAAGAUCGUCGGUAGGUUUUGCUGGCUCGAUCUUUCCGAAUUGCGACUGCUGAAGAUCUUGGACAUAUUCGAAAUACAGCUCCCCGAUUUCGACGAGCAGAUAGAAAAGCUCGUGAAUCUGAGGUACUUAGCUUUCUCAUGCCGGCACAUCGAGUGUCCGGAGACCUUAAGUUGCUUGCGUAGUCUACAGACAUUGGUCAUCAAUUGGAAGACGAUGGUUUAUCCGAUGCGAUACAUCCUAUUCGACAUGCCGGGAUUGAAGCACCUCAAGUUUAAGGGAGAUUAUCCGCGAUGCGUUAUAGUAAAAGGCGAAAGAAUAGUUCUUCGAGAGAUGGAAACGCUCUCGACUGUGAUUGUCGACGAUGCUUUUCCCGCAAUUCUUGAAGUGAUUCCGAAACUGAAGAAGCUCGGGAUGUAUAAACGUGAGGAUACAGCGAUUUCGACUAACUUAGAUCUAACUUGUCUCCGAAAACUCGAAACUCUCAAGUACAAAUGUUCUUUCCAUGAUUGGCAACAAAAGGCUUCUCCUCUGUUAUCGAUCGUUACUCUGCCGUCGUCUCUGCAGAAGUUAACUUUGGCGGGAUGUCGAAUUCCUUCGGGGUAUAUCGAAAGAAUUGGCGCGCGUUCGAGCCUUCGAAUUCUCAAGCUGCAAUGGUGUACCUUUGAAGAUCAUGUAUGGGAGCCGAGUGAAGGGGCAUUUUGCGAGCUGCGGCUUCUGGUGAUCGAAUGGUUGGGAUUUACGAAAUGGAUCGCAAAUAAGGCGCAUUAUCCGCGACUCGAGCGUCUGGUUGUUCGAGAGUGUAAUUUACUCGAGGAAAUUCCGUGUGAGGUAGGCGAUAUUUUAACUCUAGAAAUGAUCGAAGUGUAUGGAUCGAGCAGUUCUGCAAUCGAAUCCGCGAGGAAGAUAAAAGAAGAACAGAUGGAACUUGGGAAUGAAGCUCUCCAAGUUUGCAUCUAUCCUCGUCUUGUUGAAUGA